Messenger RNA from Cicer arietinum (chickpea), 1177 nucleotides. RefSeq names its product psbP domain-containing protein 6, chloroplastic. The record is from RefSeq and is a predicted model, not a curated record. Gene Ontology annotation, biological process: photosynthesis. Gene Ontology annotation, cellular component: photosystem II oxygen evolving complex; photosystem II; extrinsic component of membrane. Gene Ontology annotation, molecular function: calcium ion binding. NCBI's taxonomy places the organism in Eukaryota, Viridiplantae, Streptophyta, Magnoliopsida, Fabales, Fabaceae.
UAUUAUUUUGACAAUGGAUAAGAAAUUCAUCAACAUUGAACCUUGUCCCUUCCUUCACAAAUUCAUUCCACUAAUCACAAAAAUGGCAACCUCCCUUCUUCUACCACUCACAACUUCAAAGCUCUCACCUUUUCGUUCUUUGAGAGCCUCAGCUUCUGUCUCAGUUCAUGAAACUCACUUUCAACACACACCCAGAAGAGAUUUCUUAAAGGGUAUUGCUUUGCAGACUCUUUCACUUCCACUUCUUGUUCUCACAAACCCACUUCAUUCUCAAGCUAGAGAAAUUGAAGUUGGCUCCUUUCUUCCACCUUCUUCAUCAGACCCUUCUUUUGUUCUCUUCAAAGCUUCUUCUAAGGACACUCCUGCCCUUCGUGCAGGAAAUGUGCAGCCAUACCAAUUUCUCCUUCCCCCAACAUGGAAACAAGCUCGUGUAGCUAACAUUCUAUCAGGAAAUUACUGUCAACCAAAAUGUGCAGAGCCAUGGGUGGAGGUUAAAUUUGAAGAUGAAAAACAAGGAAAAAUUCAGGUAGUUGCUUCGCCUUUGAUACGCCUUACCAACAAACCAAAUGCAACAAUUGAGGACAUCGGGAGCCCGGAAAAGGUGAUCGCUUCUCUUGGCCCAUUUGUCACCGGAAACACUUUAGAUCCAGAUGAGCUCCUUGAGACUUCGAUUGAAAAGCUUGAUGAUCAAACGUACUACAAAUAUGUGCUUGAAACUCCAUAUGCUCUAACUGGUUCACACAAUCUUGCAAAAGCAACAGCAAAGGGAAAUACUGUUGUUUUGUUUGUGGUUAGUGCCAAUGACAAGCAGUGGCAAACUUCUGAGAAGACUCUAAAGUCCAUGCUUGAUUCCUUUAAAGUGUAGUUUUCUGUUUAAGGACUCUUGGGCCUUAUGAUAUAAAUGACCUCACAAUAACAAUAAAAUUAGUAGGCCCAUUACUUGAUAAAGUUACACAGAGAAAAGGAGCAGUGGGGUAGAGAGGUAUGGGAUAGUGGAUAUUCAUUGAGAAUUAUUGUUAGUGUUGUUAGGAGAGUUUUCUCUCUGGUUUAGGAGCAUUCUGCUCUGGUAAGGAGUUUCUAGAAACUCUGGUAGUUAAUCUCUUUAUACAACUUUCAACAUUGUAGAGUUUGAGCUCAUCAGUUUCAAUGUAAUAAAUUCUAGUUUAAUUACAAUAAA